Clupea harengus (Atlantic herring) is the source of this 18289-nucleotide messenger RNA. It is a transcript of the gene kmt2ca, whose product is annotated as lysine (K)-specific methyltransferase 2Ca. Gene Ontology annotation, molecular function: transcription coactivator activity; protein binding; histone H3K4 methyltransferase activity. The transcript is spliced from 60 exons. The record is from RefSeq and is a predicted model, not a curated record. Gene Ontology annotation, biological process: positive regulation of transcription by RNA polymerase II. Gene Ontology annotation, cellular component: nucleus; MLL3/4 complex. NCBI's taxonomy places the organism in Eukaryota, Metazoa, Chordata, Actinopteri, Clupeiformes, Clupeidae. Bases 936 to 17870 code for a protein of 5644 amino acids.
UAUUUUUUUUUUUCUUUUUCAAAGGUUAGAGCAAAGGUCACGUCAUCCUCUUGUGUGAGUUGGGGGUUUUGUCUGGUCUUUUUUCCCCUUUUUUUUGUUUGUUUUUGCUGUCAAUUUGUGCAUUUGAGUGAAGUGACUGUUUCUCUCUUUGGAGAAAGACUUUUUCUCUGUGCUUGCUCUACCUGAAGUUGUAGAGUCAGCAAGCUCUUCCUCAAAUGAACAGAGAGGGGCCUGUGUCGAAGCUGAAGGGGGAGAGGGUUAGAUGGAGUUGAGCUUGCGUGUGUGUGUGUGUGUGUGUGUGUUGAGAGGUUGAGACCUAGAUGGUGAUUGAUGGGAUGGGGGUGAUUGUUUGAUUGGGAUAGGAUUGAGCAAACGUGAUGUGAUGAAGAGGGGAACCCACCAAGGCACAAUGUGUUUUUGUAACUCUGAGAGGCACAGACAGGAUGAGGUCAAAACUGUGUCAGUCACACACACACACACACACACACACACACACACAGACACACACACACACACAGACACACACACCCACCCAGUACUGGUGGCACGUCAUGAGUGCGGCCCUCUAUGCAGAAUAGGUGACUGGAAGAGAUUAACAACAAAUCAUUCAAUGCUUCAAAUCAUGCUUCCUCUUAAACUGUUCCAGUUGCUAUUCUUUUUUUUUUAUUGAAAAGAUGAAGUUGAAAAUGAGAGUUUGGGGACGCAUCUUUCCUUUUCUUGACCGCAGAACAGUGUUGAUAGUUUCUUUCUGCAUUUAAGGUGAAUUCAAGCAGUCUUAGACAAGGAUAGAUACAAUGAUAAACACAGAUUGGUUUGGGUUUCUGUUGGUGACAUGCUAUAUCUAUGUGACAGUAGAUCAUGUUGAUCAUAAUUCAUUUCAAGUAUUUUGCAAAUCUAUCUACUGAGACCUGAUUCACUUCUUCUUUUCCACUUUAAUGGCCAAGGGUAAGACUGGACUGACUUGUAUUCCCCUCUCUCCUCCUCUCCCUCUCUCCUCCUCUCCUUCAGAAGUGGCGGAGCUGGAGCUGGACCUGGACCUGGACGAGGGACCGCUGCGGCCGAUGCUCUGUUGCCCUGACGACCUGCAGCCACUCUCGCCACUCUUCCAGCGCUCCGUGUCCGAGGACUCGGCCGGCUCGUCAGCCUCGGCCUCUGACAACGCCAAAACAAGUGAGAGGUUGUGUGCCUUCUGCUAUUGUGGGGAGAGGAGUCUGUUAGGCCAGGGCGAGCUGAAGCUGUUCGGGCCGACGCCAGGCUACGUGCCGCUGCACAUCCGCAACCGUCACGGCAGCUCGGAGAAAGAUGACGACUACCACGAUGAUGAAAACGACUUUGACGACAACGACCACAACCGGAGCCCUGGCCAGCAGGGGAGUGGUCUGAAAAAGAUUAGCUCGCCCGACAGCGGCCUGCACUCGUCCUCGGCACCCGGCAGCUCGGACCCGUUUGGAGAGGAGCCGACGCGGCGGCUCUGGGACGAGCUGGGCCAGAUGGGUCUCCCUGACGACAUCAACAUCCAGUCGCUCUUCGACCCCACCGGCCAGUGUUGUGCCCACCUGCGUUGUGCAGCCUGGUCGGAUGGUGUGUGUCGCACAGAAGGUCAGGUGCUACUGUACGUGGACAAAGCAAUAGACUCAGGGAGCACAGAGUUCUGUGCAUACUGUAAGCGCCUUGGAGCCUCCAUUAAGUGCUGUGAGGGCGGCUGCUGCCGCUCCUACCAUUUCCCCUGUGCCGCCGCCGCCGGAACCUUCCAGGACAGCAGGACAUUCACACUGCUCUGUCCCGACCACCUCGAACAGGCCCUGCACAGAUCUAAAGAUGAGGUGAAAUGCCUGGUGUGUGACAGCUCGGGGGACCUGCAUGACCAGCUCUUCUGUAGCUCGUGCGGGCAGCAUUACCACGGGGCCUGCCUGGAGGUGGCAAUCACGGCCCUGAAGCGCGCCGGCUGGCAGUGCCCCGAGUGCAAGGUCUGCCUGGCCUGCAGAAACCCAGGGGAUGACAACAAGAUGCUGGUGUGCGACCUGUGCGACAAAGGCUAUCACACAUACUGCUUGCAGCCGGUCAUGGAUGCCAUUCCCACGGGUGGCUGGAGGUGUCAGAACUGUCGGGUGUGUGCUCAGUGUGGCACUAAAGCAAGCGGUCAGUGGUCGUCCAACGGGCUGCUCUGUGACGAUUGCCAACGGCAACCGGACCCAGCCAAUCCCUGCCCCCUCUGUGGGAGGAGCUUAGCUGCUGAAGCCCCCAAGGACCUGCUUACCUGCCACACCUGCAAGAGAUGGGUUCACCUGGAGUGUGAGCGACAGGGGAAGGAGGCCGACUGGGAUCCGCGCUCGCAAGGCAGCUUCCUCUGCUCCGUCUGCAGGCAGGGGGAGGGGGAGGCGGAGGUAGAGGCAGAGGGUAGCCAGACACAGGACAGCACCCCACGGCACCCCCUCUCACCCCUGCCCAGCGACCCAAACGCCUCAGAUGUCUUCAUGGCGGUGGAUGAUGAGGAGAAAGCGGAACUGGAGACGGAGGAGCAAGAAGCCACAGAGACGGAGAAGGAGGCCGAGGAUCCCCAAGAGGAGCAGAAGGUUGAUCCACAUCUGCCUGUAGAGGAGCAGGAGGAGCACCAGCAGGAGAAGGAGGCGCUGUCGCAGGAGGCGCUGUCGCAGGAGGCGCUGUCGCAGGAGGCGCAGUCGCAGGAGGCGCAGUCGCAGGAGGCGCAGUCGCAGGAGGCGCAGUCGCAGGAGGCGCAGUCGCAGGAGGCGCAGUCGCAGGAGGCGCUGUCGCAGGAGGCGCACGAGGCGCUGUCGCAGGAGGCGCACGAGGCGCUGUCGCAGGAGGCGCACGAGGCGCUGUCGCAGGAGGCGCACGAGGCGCUGUCGCAGGAGGCGCACGAGGCGCUGUCGCAGGAGGCGCACGAGGCGCUGUCGCAGGAGGCGCUGUCGCAGGAGGAGCUGUCGCAGGAGGAGCUGUCGCAGAAGGAGCUGCCGCCGCAGGAGGAGCAGCCGCAAGAGGAGCUGCUGCAAGAGGAGCUGCUGCAGGAGGAGCAGGAGCAGCAGGAGGAGCAGCAGGAGCAGCAGCCGCAGGAGGAGCUGCUGCUGCAGGAGGAGCAAGAGCAGCAGCAUGAAGAGAAGGCGGAGGAGAUGGAGGAGGAUGAGGUAGCAAACGACCCGGAGCAGCCAAAGGAAGAGGUGGAGGAGAAGGAGCAGGCCACAGAGGAGACUCAGCAGGACCUGGAGGAGUCAACAGUCACAGAAGAGCCCGAGGAGACGCCUGAUGAGACACCUGAGGAGAAGCCAGAGGAGGAGCUGACGGUGAAGGAGUGUGAGCAAGAGGCUGAGGAGGAGGAGGAGGAGCAGGAGGUCACACUGGAGCAGGAGGCUAGUGCCAGCCCCACGCCAGAGGACCUGCAGGAGGAGAAGAAAGAGUCUCCAUCAGCUGAACCUGCUCAGGAGAUCCAGGUGACGGUCACUCUGACCGAAGGUGCCGAGUCCCUUCAGCACUCCUCGUCCCUCGUAGGAGUGUCAUCUCUCUCGCAGGCCCCUGCCUCUAUGGAUAACUCCCCUCAGGACCCCGAUGUCCCAGAUGCUGCCAUGGAGACGGAGAAGGAGGUGGCUGAACUAGUGCCUGAAAUAGAGGAGGAGAUGGAGGCUGAGCAGCAAGCGGAAAGUCCUUCAAAGGUGCACCUCUCGUCGCCCAGCAAGGAGAUGCCCUCUCCUGGGCCAAUCGUAGCAGCUGAGGGCGACUCCAUGGAGGUGAGUCCCUCAGAACCAUCUGUCACUGAUGACCUAGGCGAGGACAAUGUUUUGGAACCUUCUCCUGGAGUUCAGGAUGUGGCCAGUGACCAGCCCGAGGACAAUAUGGCUGAAGACAAUCAGGAAGAGGAGGAGAGGGAAGAGGAAGAGGAAGACAAGACGGAGCUGCUGAGUGUGCUGCCUGACCUGGACUUCAUCCCUUCCCAGGACCAGGACACCAGCCCCACGGUGGACCAGGACACCAGCCCCACGCUGGACCAGUGCACCAGCCCCACACUGGACCAGGACCAGGAGACCAGCCCCACGGUGGACCAGGACACCAGCCCCACGGUGGACCAGGAUCAGGACACCAGCCCCACGGUGGACCAGGAUCAGGACACCAGCCCCACGGUGGACCAGGACACCAGCACCACACUGGACCAGGACACCAGCCCCACGGUGGACCAGGACACCAGCCCCACACUGGAGAUGGACCAGGACACCAGCCCCACGGUGGACCAGGACACCAGCCCCACACUGGAGAUGGACCAGGACACCAGCCCCACACUGGAGAUGGACCAGGACACCAGCCCCACGGUGGACCAGGACACCAGCCCAACGCUGGACCUGGACCAGGACACCAGCCCCACGCUAGACCAGGACACCAGCCUAACGCUGGACCUGGACCAGGACACCAGCCCCACACUGGACCAGGAUCAGGACACCAGCCCCACACUGGACCAGGAUCAGGACACCAGCCCCACGGUGGAUAUGGACACCACUCCUGCAAGCGAGAACAGCUUCUCAGGCUUCAGCUCGCCGUUCGGGGAGGACAAAGGCUUCAAGUUCUCUCCCGGGUUGUCAUCAGAAGGGUCAGCCCUGCUGGCUUGCUCCCCCUUCUCCACUGAGGCCUCCCCCAGAGAGGGCUCUCUAACACCCGCACACAGCACGUCCACACAACCCCCCACCACCACAUUUAUCCCACUCAUCCCCAAGAUCGGCAUGGGCAAGCCAGCCAUCUCCAAGAGGAAGUUCUCACCAGGGAGACCAAGAGUGAAACAGGGUGCGUGGAGUAACCGUAGCGCAGUGCGCUCCCCCUCCUGGUCCCCCGAGUAUGGGGAGUGCGGGGAUGGGCCCAGGACCAGGCAGCUCCAGGGCACGCCCAUCUGGACCAUGAGAGUGGGUCGGGGCUCAGGGUUCCCCGGGAGGCGGCGGCCCAGGGGGGCCAACCUGUCCGGCCGAGGGGGACGAGGACGCUCCAGACUCAAGGCCGACAGCAUCCCCGCAGUCACCCCUGGGGUGAGUGUUGUGGAGCUGCCCUUCGUGCCGAAGGAGGAAGAGGAGAACACCAUGCACAACACUGUGGUCAUGUUCUCCAGUUCAGACAGCUUCACACUCAAACAAGACAUGUGUGUGGUGUGUGGCAGCUUUGGACAGGGAGAAGAGGGCCGAUUGCUGGCCUGCUCUCAGUGUGGCCAGUGCUACCACCCCUUCUGCGUCAACAUCAAGAUCACUAAAGUGGUGUUGAGUAAAGGCUGGCGCUGCUUGGAGUGCACCGUGUGCGAGGCGUGUGGGCAGGCCACCGAUCCCGGGCGUCUGCUGCUAUGCGAUGAUUGUGACAUCAGCUACCACACCUACUGCCUGGACCCGCCCCUACAGAAUGUGCCCAAGGGCAGCUGGAAGUGCAAGUGGUGUGUGUCGUGCACGCAGUGUGGGGCCACGUCUCCGGGCGUGCGCUGCGAGUGGCAGUGUAACUACACGCAGUGCGGCCCCUGCGCCAGUCUGGCCGUGUGCCCGGUGUGUGUGCGCAGCUACCGCGAGGACGACCUCAUUCUGCAGUGCCGCCUCUGUGACAGAUGGGUCCACGCCUUGUGUCAAGGCUUGAACACAGACGAGGAGGUGGAGAGUGUGGCGGACGACGGCUUCGACUGCUCCAUGUGUCGCCUGCACAUGCCUGGCCAGGGUGGCGUGACCGUGACACUCAGUGAUCGGAGCGAGUCUCCCAUAGUGGCACAGAUCAUCACCAAAGUGAAGGAGCCAGUGGAGUACCAGAAGACUUACACGCAGGACGGUGUGUGUCUGACCGAGUCGGGUCUGAGCCAGCUGCAGGCGCUCUCGGCCCCGGCCCAGCGGCGGCGCCGACCCAAGCCCAAACUCAAGCUCAAGAUCAUCAACCAGAACAGCGUGGCCGUGCUGCAGACCCCACCGGACCUCCUGUCGGAGCUGUCCCGCGACGGGGACCUCGACGACAGCCGAGAGGGUGACCUGCUCCUGGACUGCGAGGGCAAGUCUGACUCUAGUCCAGAGCGAGAGCCCACUGAGGCCGAUGCCAAGGGGGAGGAGGGCGCCGACGGCAACAAGAAGAGGAAGAGGAAGCCCUAUCGGCCAGGUAUCGGCGGGUUUAUGGUCCGUCAGAGGAGCCGAACGGGCCAAGGGAAAACCAAACGAUCCCUGAGCAGGAAGGACUCAUCUGGCUCGCUCAACGACAACCCUUUGGGGAAGGAGGACGGCUGGAAUGAGCCCGACACACCUGUGGAUGAGGCGCUGCCCCCUUCAGAGACCCCGGAGAAGAAGAAGAAGUACAGGAGGAAGAAAACCCAGCUGGAGGAGGCGUUCCCCUCCUAUCUCCAGGAGGCCUUCUUUGGGAAGGAUCUGCUGGACAAGAGCAAGCAGAACAGACGGGUUCUGGAGCCGGGGCUGGUGGACCCUGAUCAUGGUACCAUCCUCGCCGAGACCAAACACCCCAGCGCCACCAGCAGCUUCCUGGACCCCUCCUCUGACCCCCUGCUCAGCACCACGGCAACCGGCAACACCACGCCCGGCUCCACCAAGACCCGCACACUGCCCCAGGUAGGGGAGGAUCCGCUAGCGGACCUGGUGCUGGGCUCCGACGACGACCUGCUGGGGAUGCUCUCAGAGAACCUGGUGAAGCCAGGCCAGGACACAGGUCUUGAUUUCUGCCCUUUCCAGGUUGACCGCUCUUCCUCCCCGUUCGCUGGUCUGGACAUUGGGGGUCUCUCGGACGACCCCUCGGCCACCGGCCACCCCUCAGGCCACACCCGUGGCUCCCGUCCUCUACAGGAAGAGCCUCUGGAUGCCAUCCUGAGUCCAGAGCUGGACAAGAUGGUGACGGACGGGGCUAUUCUCAGCAAGCUCUACAAAAUUCCAGAGCUGGAGGGGAAGGACGUGGAGGAUCUCUUCACUGCCGUGCUGAGCCCCACCACAAGCCAGCCGCCUCUCCCCCAUCUUCCACUACCUAACUCCAUCCCCAGUGCCUCGGGUCCAGGAAUGCCUCUGCAGAACUCAGACAGAGGAAUGUUUCCUCGCAUGCCCAUGAUGAACGGCAUGAUGGGACCCAAUCCCGUCUUCCCGCAAACUCCCAUGAUGCCUGCCGUGCCGGGUCCCUGUGGCCAGGGCAACUUCUCCCCUCUCCACAGGAUGCCCUUCCCCGACACCAUGAGGGAGAAAAACUUUGGCCAGAUGGGAGGAGACAUGGCGGGCCCGUGGCCCCCUGGGGUCCCUGGAGCUGUUCCGGGCCCCAUGGCCCCCCCGGAGCCCGAGGCCGACACCAUGUCCAACGCCCAGAGGAGCACGCUCAAGUGGGAGAAGGAGGAGACCCUGGGGGAGAUGGCCACCGUUGCCCCCGUCCUCUACACCAACAUGAACUUCCCCAACUUGCGAGAGGAGUUUCCAGACUGGGCAACGCGAGUCAAACAGAUUGCAAAGCUCUGGAGGAAGGCGAGUUCUCAGGAGAGGCUGCCCUAUGUGCAAAAGGCCAGAGACAACCGGGCAGCACUCCGCAUAAACAAAGUCCAGCUGUCCAACGACACCCUGAAGAGACAGCAGCAGCAGGUGCCUGACCCCUUUGACCCCUCAGUCCCCAUGGAAACCGAGGCCCUCUUCAAAGACCCGCUCAAGCACAAGGAGUCCGAGCAUGAACAGGAGUGGAAGUUCCGACAGGGAGAGGUAAAUCACAUGAGGGGACCCCUUAAGAAGCAACAGGAAAAGGUCCCAAAAAGCAAAGCCAUAAAAUCAACAAAUAAAGACGUCCUUUUUGGACAUUCCAACCAGGCAACUAUAGCUGCAGGAAGUGGAAAAAAUUCUCUGCAAAUGAGACAAAAGAGCAAACAGCAGGCGAAGAUCGAAGCCACUCAGAAGCUGGAGCAAGUUAAAAAUGAGCAACAGCAGCUUCAGCAACAGCAACAGCAGCAACAUCAGCAGAAUUUAAGCAGCGGUGGAGACUCUCCCAACAGUGGCAACCAGAGCCCCAGAACCCCCCAGCCCAGUAGUGGAGGGAAUGUCUCCCCACUGCAGCCUAAAGACGGAGGCUUCGCUCGGCCGCAGCUGCCCGGCACACCCACCUCCAUGUCCGACGACGUUUUCCUGCGGCCGCAGCUCCCUCCGCCAUCCUCUUCUUCCUCCUCCAUAGGCAAGGAGAUGGCCUACCCCCAGGGCCCGGCCUCUCAGCCCCAGUCCCCGCAGAUGUUCUCCCCUGGGGGUUCGUCCACGGGCUCCAGGCCCACCUCGCCCUGGGACCCCUACAGUAAAAUGGUGGGCACCCCUCGGCCGCCUUCGUCGGGCUCUAGCACCCCUCGCCGGGGCUCGGACGUACAGGAGAGGGGUCGGCCAUCCCCGGCCCACGAUGGCUUCGGCUCGCCCACGUCAGCAGCCGACCCCUACGCCAAGCCCCCUGACACCCCAAGGCCUGCCGACCCGUUUGUGAAGCCUAUGGGCCCCCCCAGGAUGGGGAUGGGGGUUGAUUUCCAGCAGCAGCAGCAGCAGCAGCAGCAACAGCCACAGCAGGGCCUGGGCAGGCACAUGAUGGGGCUCAACCCCUCUGGAGACCCCUUCGCCCGGCCUAAUCAGAGGGCGGAGGCAUACCAGCGCAUGGCCCACAGCCGCAUGGUCCUCUCCGACCCGUAUGCACGCCCGCUGCUUGCUCCCAUCCCUGGCAGUAAUGAGUCGGGCUCUGUGCCUCUCUUCAAGGCCCCCAUGCCCCCAGGGCAUCAGCAGCAGCAGCUGGAUCCCUUCAGCGCCAUGCCCCCUCAAGUGCUUCGCCGGGGGUCCAUGGACGUUUACGAGAGGCCGCCUCUGACCCCCAGGCCGGUAGACGGCUUUCAGCAGGGCCAACAGUCAGACCCGUACGCCCACCAGCCCUUGACACCUCACCCGUCUAUGGGAGCUGAUGGCUUCGGCAACAAGCCCCGAAUGAUGCGCCAGCAGCAUGGCGGCCAUUUCCCCAUUCCCAGGCACCCCCACAGGGAUCCAUACGCACAGGCACCCUCGACCCCCAGACCUGACUACUCCCAGCAGAUGUCUGACCCCUACGCCCAGCCACCAGGCACCCCACGACCUUCGUCUGACCCCUACGCCCAGCCACCAGGCACCCCACGACCUUCGUCUGACCCCUAUGCCCAGCCACCAGGCACCCCACGACCUUCGUCUGACCCUUAUGCCCAGCCACCAGGCACCCCACGACCCUCGUCUGACCCUUAUGCCCAACCACCAGGUACCCCACGACCUUCGUCUGACCCUUAUGCCCAGCCUCCAGGCACCCCACGGCCCUCUGCAGACCCGUAUGCUCAGGCGAUCAGCCGCAGACAAUCACCCUCCCAUGUCAUGGACCCAUACGCUCAGAUGCCCGGCACACCUCGGCCUGCACCAGCAGAGAGGUACCCCAAAUCCCCAGGGGCUCAGAGAGGUGCAGACCCCUACGCCCAACCACCAGGAACGCCCAGACCCCUGAGCAAGCCAGACCCAUACGACCAGUCGCCCGGCACGCCCAGACCGGUUCUGAUGGACCCAUACUCCCUGGCUCCCGGGACCCCAAGAACAGCACCAAGCCCAGGGUCUAGACCAGGCUCCAUGCCCCAUCCCGGUGACCUGUUCUCCCAUCAGGGUCAGGGAAGGAUGCCAGACGCGUUUGCCAGAGCCCACGGGUCACAGACACCUAAGCACCCAGGGAUGUGUGACGAUGGCUUCUCCUUGCCUCCAACUCCUCAUCCUAGCCACACUCCUGUUCAUGAUCCGUUCGAACAGGCUCCCAUGACCCCUUGCCCUCAGGUUGGAGACAGACCAGUGCAUGGUGUCCCGCAUCCGCCCAGUCCAGCAGACAUCCAGGGAGUCAUGCAUCCCCAAAUGGGAGACACAGACGACAAGACAAAACGCCAGAUACUGCGUCAGCUGAUCUUGAGGCAGCAGCAGAGGAAAGGCCAGCUGGAAGUGCCCUCCGCCGCCACUGUGGCCGCUAUGGCCAGUGCCCCCGGAACACCCCGCCCCUGGCCGCAGGAAGACUCCUCAGCACAGCCAGACAUUUUUGGCAGGCCCCCUCCUCCGUACCCAGGCACCAUGAGGGGCCCCCCGAGGUUCCCGGGGCAGUAUGUGGGGGAGCAGCAGGGGCCGUUUCCCCAUGACGGUCAGAUGCCCCGACAACCAUUCCCCAGAGAUAUGGUUGCCAUGGGGAUGAGGCCGCAGGGCCAGAGGUUUGGAUUUCCUCCCGGGGCGCAAGGACAGGAGCCAUUUAUGAGGCCCCCACAUCAGAUGCCAGGCGGGCCCAUGGCUCCUGAAAAUAUGCCCCCUCAAAUGCGGCGCUCCAUAUCCAUCGACCUUGCCCGACCCAUGGGGGGCAAUCCCCAGAUGGGGCUCCCUCAGCACUUCCCCCCGCGAGCUCUACCCAUGCAGCAGCACAACAUCAUGGGCCAGCCCUUCAUCGAGCUCCGACACCGGGCCCCCGAGAACCGUAUGAGGCUCCCCUUCGGGUCCCUUGGUCCCUUGGACCACCAAAACCAGCCUGGCCAAAGGCUCCCCCAUGGUUUCAUGCCUGGCCAAGAGAUGGGCUUCGCUGGGCCCCAGGGCCAGAGAAUGAUUGAUCCAAUGCUGGGACAGCCUCAGCAAGGAGCGGUGGGUCCUAUGCUCAUGGGAACAAACAUGGACGUCAUGCAGCAGCAGGCUAACAUGCAUAUGAAUCUUGGCCAGCAGCACCACCCGCUAAACAGGUCCAUGAGUCAGCCAAUCCAGAGCGAGACACACCACACGCCUCAGCCUGCCCUCCUUCCAGUAGCUGGUCAGCCAGAGGAGCUUCCCCUUCCCACAGGGGAGGGCAUCGAAGAGAAGCUUGACACGGACGACUCGGCAGUGAAGGACCUUGAAGAUGUGGAGGUGAAGGACUUGGUGGACGACGACCUAGAGACACUCAACCUUGACGGGGAGGAUGGCCUCCACUUGGAUGACUUUUUGACAUCUGGGAAGUUUGACCUCAUCGCCUAUGCCGACCCAGAACUUGACCUUGACGACAAGAAGGACAUGUUCAAUGAGGAGCUGGAUCUGGCUGAUCCAAUUGAAGAUGACCACGGAGAGGCUUCAGACCUUCAGAAAGCCUUGUCUGAGAAAAGGAAUACCAACCCUGAUGGAGCAGCUGCCACAUCCUCAAUGUCUCAGCACACAGGCCAAACUGACAACCUCCAGAUGGCUGAUCAGGUCAAGAAAGAGGACUGUGCCAGGGAAGGCCUUGCUGGUCUUCACAGUGGCAAGACUAUUAAGACUGAAUUCAAUCCAUGCCUAGUAAACAAUCAGGACCAUAUCAAUAUCUGUGGACCUUCCAUGAACAGCAGUGGAAUCCGAGGGGAUCAUUCUGGCCUGUUUGCAGCGUCAGCUCAGCCUCCAGUUGACCCGCUCUCUGGUACUGCUCCGGUUCUCUCCAGUAUGCUCAUCAAGGAGAAGCUGGAGGACGCUGGCCUCGCUUUUACUCAGCAGUGUGCUCAGGCACCGGGCCUGCAGCAGAACAUGGCCUUGGUACCGGGCCACACUCUGGACCAUGGAAUGAACCCAUCCAUGGGUCUGGGCCACAGGGUCGACCCCAUGAUGCAGCCUGCCAAUCCCAAGCUGCCGGUCCCAGGGUUCGGUGGCCCCGCCGGACAACAGGUCGACCUACACAUGCCCAUGGUGGGCGGACAGCCUCCUGGUCCUCAUAGCCUGAGCCGGCAGAGUCAGCAGGGGAUGUUCCCUCUUGCAGGGAUGGGCCAGCAGCAGCAGCAGGGACUAUCUCCACUAUCUGCAGAACAACAACUAAACAGGCCUCUGCUCCUGGAAGAGCAACCGCUGCUGCUGCAAGACCUGCUGGACCAGGAGAGGCAGGAGCAGCAUCAGCAGAGGCAGAUGCAGGCCAUGAUUCGCCAGCGCUCCGACACAUUCUUCCCCAACGUCGACUUUGAUGCCAUCACGGAUCCCAUCAUGAAAGCCAAGAUGGUGGCACUGCAGGGCAUCAAUAAGGUCAUGGCACAGAACCCGAUUUCCAUGGGGCCUAUGGUGAUGAACAGGAUCCAGCAAAUUCCGAGAGCGCCUGGUCCAGAUGCAGCUGGUGGAUCUCAGCUCUUAUUUGGACAGGAUGGAAAAGUGGCCCAGCAGUUGGCCAGGCCUAAUCCUCCAAAUUUUGGCCCUGGAUUUGUCAAUGACACACAAAGGAAGCAGUAUGAGGAGUGGCUGCAGGAGACUCAGCAGCUCUUGCAAAUGCAGCAGAAGUUUCUGGAAGAGCAGAUCGCCGUCCACCGCAAGUCCAAGAAAGCUCUGUCAGCCAAGCAGCGCACGGCCAAGAAGGCGGGACGGGAGUUCCCCGAGGAUGACGCCGAACAACUCAAACACGUGACCGAGCAGCAGAGCAUGGUGCAGAAGCAGCUGGAACAGAUCCGCAAACAGCAGAAAGAGCAUGCCGAGCUCAUUGAAGAAUACAGAGUCAAACAGCAGCAGCACAGCCUCCAGCAUCCUAUGAUGUCUCCCAUGCCAGGGAUGCCACCCCAGGCCCCUGGCAUGAUGCCCGGCCCAGGACCUGGCCCUGGCCCCAGCCCCGGCCCCGUCCCCAUGAACCAGCCUAUGAUGGGCCCCAUGAUGGGGAUGCAGCCCCACCCUGGCCAGCCCAGCCCAGCCCAGCGCAUGCCCAACGUGCCCAACAUGUCCAACAUGCCUAAUGUGCCCAACAUGCCAGGCUGGCACCCUGGCCCUGGAGGACCCAUGGGUGGCAGUGGCGGCGGCCCUCGGAUGCCAGCUCACAUGCCCCCCCAGAUGCCCCCUGCCAACCCUGUCCAGCAGGUUCCCGUUCAGCCCCCUGCGCCCCCCAUGAUGCCAGGUGCAGGCAAGCCUACUCCAAUGGCCCCGGCAGGCAUAGGCGCUGGCGGAGGGGCCGGUGUGGGUGGUGGAGGCGCUGCCGCCGCCGCUGCCGCCGCUGCUGCUGCCGCCGCCGCUGCCCAUGGCGUGAAGUUCGACGACAACAACCCGUUCAGCGAAGGCUUCCAGGAGCGCGAGCGGCGGGAGCGUCUGCGCGAGCAGCAGGAGCGCCAGCGGGUGCAGCUCAUGCAGGAGGUGGAGCGCCAGCGCGCCCUGCAGAAGCACAUGGAGAUGGGCAUGGGGGCCGAGGCCUCGCCCGUACCCACCCCCGGGCCCAGAGAUGCCAGCCUGGCACAAAUGCCCUUCUUCAACAGCGAGCUGCCGCAGGACUUUCUGCAGCCUAGCCGGCCCGCUCCCCAACAGCAGCUGCAGCCACUAAUGGGGGGCAUGUUCCCCCAGGCCCAGCAGGCUGGUGUGGACUUCAGUGGUGCCGCUGGUCAGGGCUUCAUGCAGGGCAACCAGCAGAGGCCCGGACCAGAGAAUGGCGGGUUCAGCGCAGAUAUGGGCCCGAAUUUCCGGGGGAAGAACCCCAUGAUGGCCGGGCAGGGCUUCCAACAGGGCCAGCCCCGGCCCACGGGUUUCGCUGGACCCCCAGGCAGCAGCCACCCCCAAACUCCCGGAGAUGGGUCCGCUUUUGGGAUGGAUUCGCCCUCCACGCCCCUGCCCCCAAACUACCCUGGCUCGGGGCAGUCGCUCAUCCAGCUUUACUCCAACAUCAUCCCGGAGGAGAAGGGCAAGAAGAAACGCAACCGGAAGAAAAAGAGCGCAAAGGACGACGAUGCCGAGUCGGCCCGGAUGCCUUCCACCCCGCUCUCGGACCCUCUCACCCCCUGCAUGUCCGACACCCCUUCCACCCCUACCCGCGCCUCCGCACUGGCAGGGGACCCUGACCUGUCCUCUGACCCGCUCGCCCUCAACGCUCCUGGGGCUGCCUUCUCUGGCCUGGCCCCUGCCUCGGAGCUGGAGCGCCAGCUGUCAUCUGUCGGAGGAGGAGUGGGAGGCCACAGCGGCCCCUCUCUGCCAAGUCGCCAGGGCAGCGGGGGCUCAGAGGCCAUGGAGAAGCAUGUAGGGCAGCUGCACGAGGUGAAGCUGGAGAAGCUGGAGGCCAGCGAGUGUCACGGCCCAGGGGGGGCCUCUAUGGGGGAGCCCCACAGGAGGGUCAAACAGGAAGAGCUGGGCCAGGAAGGCGCCUCGUCCUGCUUGGGGGAGGGACAGACCUGCAAAGGAAACGAUGCGACAAGCAAUGAGCUAUUGAAGCACCUGCUGAAGAACAAGAACGCCCCUCACCUGGCCGCGGCCCCCCAACACCAGGCCCUCGCUCUGCACCACUCCACCUCCGUGGACAGCCUGCGCUCGGAAGAUGACGCGCCAGCCGAGAACAAGACCAUGCUCAAACUGGGAGCUCAGACGGUGAAGCCCGAGCUGCUGGAAGCUUCCGGGCCAGAACCGGGAAAGCGCAAGCAGCAGCGCUACAAGCGCGGGCCCAAGACCGGCAUGGAGAAGCCGCCGUCCCGCUACAAGAAGAGGAAGAAGGAGGAAGAGGAGCGGCAGAGUGUCUACUCCAGCACCGACUCGCUCAUGAGCCAGCUCAAACAGCAGCUGUCCAUGCUUCCCCUCAUGGAGCCUCUCAUCGGCGUGAACUUUGCCCUCUUCCCGCCCUACGGCAGCAGCGGGCAGCUGAACGGGGAGAAUCGGCUGUCUGGUUCCUUCGGCAGUGCCACGCUGGACGGCGUCUCGGACUACUACUCGCAGCUUGUCUACAAGCAGAGCAACCUCAGCAAUCCCCCCACGCCCCCGGCCUCGCUGCCCCCAACCCCACCCCCGGUGGCCCGGCAGAAGAUGGUGAACGGCUUCGCCACGGCCGAGGAGCUGGCCAGAAAAGCAGCGGGCAUGGUGCCCAAAACCCUGGGUCCAAAGCCUCUUUCCACCCCGUACCACCCUGAAGACGAUCUGCUGGCUCAGACGCUCGCCCAGGGGCCCAAGACUGUGGACGUGCCCGCCUCUCUACCCACCCCACCCCAUAACAACCAGGAGGAGCUCAGGUGGGCACCACAGACUUCCUGUAGGCUGCUGGGCAGCAGAAUGGGGCAGGAUCACUGUACGGACAGGGACACACCUGACAGCUUUGUGCCAUCCUCGUCUCCCGAGAGCGUGGUUGGCAUGGAGAUCAGCCGUUUCCCAGACCUGUCUCGAGUCAAGCUGGAGCCACCAUCACCUGCCACCUCACCUCUCCUACCCAUGCUGCCACCUGCCAGUGGGAAAGGUUCAGAAAUCAGGAAGUGGGAGGUGAAAACGGAACCUUCCGGAGCUUUCUUUGGCUCUCCCUUCGGCCUUCCAUCGGCGUGUUCCAAAAGUGACCUGGUGUCCAUCGCCAUCACCCUCAACUCGGCCGCAGCAGAGAAUGUUCCAGGGGUGGUGGCGGCCGUGGCCAACCUGCUGCGUGUGCCCAUCCCCAGCACCUACGAUGAGAGCCGCGUCCCCGAGAGGAGCUCGCUGGCCCUGCUAGCCGGGGUGAAGGUGCCCUCCACACAGGGCAUGCUCUUCAACCAGCAGCACCUCCACAGACCACCGGUGCCCACCACGGGCCCCCUGGGGAUGAUCCAGGGCCCCCCAGGGAUGAUCCAGGGGCCCCCGCAGGCCCUCGGACACCAACUCAGCGCUGGCUCAGCAGGGAGGCACGACUAUCAGAUGGGGAACUCCAGCGUGAGCCCUGGGCCCAAGCCCCAGUGGUGUUGCCACUGCAAGGUGGUGGUUCUGGGAAAUGGAGUCCGCAAGUCCACCAAAGACCUGCCCUGUGCCAAACUGGAGGGUCAGGUCAAGUCAGAGGGCACCCUGGUGUUCUGCAGUCACAGCUGCUUCCUGCUCUACUCCGCCGCCCUGCAGGCCAAGAUACCCAACAGCAAGGCGUGUGUGCCGAUGCAGUCAGAGGUCAUCUCUGUGGCGGGGAGCCCGUCGAAGGUGAUGCAUGCCUACAGCAACAACAUGUCCUCUCUGGACGUGCACUGCCUGGCUCAGCUCCAGCCCAAGCUGUCUCCGCCCUCCACCCCACCCCACCACUUCCCCUCCAUGUCUCCCACCGACAGCUCCUCCGUCUCAGCCGCCGGCGGCAAGCCCGAGGCCAAGUCCGACCCGGCGCUCAAGUUCACCGUCAAGCUGAAGCCGCGACCGCGGGCAGUCCACGGCGAGGACGGCGCCACCACUGCCACGCCCAGGGGUCACACGCCCGCCAAGCGCUGGAAGGGCCACCGCUGGCGCAAGUGGAGCGUGCACAUCCUGGUGGCGCGCGGCGUGCCGGCCGCGCCGGGCAGAGGAGGGAGGCCGGGGGAGAAGCCGCUGGCGGAGGGCCCCGGGGCGUCGUGGCUGCGCCCGGAGCCGAUGCCGCGCGACCACCGCCGCUGCUGCCUGUGCCACCAGCAGGGCGACGGCGAGACGGACGGACCCGCGCGGCUGCUCAACCUGAACCUGGACGCGUGGGUGCACCUGAACUGUGCGCUGUGGUCCAGCGAGGUCUACGAGACGCAGGCGGGCGCCCUCAUCAACGUGGAGCUGGCGCUGCGCCGAGGCCUGGCCCUGCGCUGCGCCCACUGCCAGCAGACCGGCGCCACCAGCGGCUGCCACCGCCUGCGCUGCGGCAACGCCUACCACUUCACCUGCGCCCUGCAGGCCCACUGCAUCUUCUUCAAGGACAAGACCAUGCUGUGCCACAUGCACCGGCCGCGCGGCACCGAGAGAGCGGUCGGUGGAGGCGGAGGCGGUGGUGUUGGCGGAGGAAUGGGCGGAGGUCUGGGGUUGGAGCAGGAGCUACGCUGCUUCGCCGUCUUCCGCCGCGUCUUCGUGCAGCGCGACGAGGUGCGCCAGCUGGCCAGCAUCGUGCGGCGCGGCGAGCGGAACAGCACCUUCCGCGUGGGCAGCCUGGUGUUCCACGCCGUGGGCCAGCUGCUGCCCGGCCAGAUGCCCGCCUUCCACGCCAGCGGCGCCAUCUUCCCCGUGGGCUACGAGGCCAGCCGCCUCUACUGGAGCAUGAGGCAGGCGCACCGGCGCUGCCGCUACGUCUGCUCCGUGGACGAGUGCGACGGCCUGCCCGAGUUCAGCAUCCGCGUGGUGGAGCAGGGAUACGAGGACCUGCUGCUCACUGGCACCUCGCCCAAAGGCGUAUGGGACCAGGUCCUGGAGCCCGUGGCAGAGCGGCGUAUGGAGACCACCAUGCUGAGGCUCUUCCCCGUCUACCUGAAGGGCGAGGACCUGUUCGGCCUCACCGUCUCCGCCAUUACGCGCAUCGUCGAGUCGCUUCCGGGGGUGGAGGCCUGUGAGCGCUACACCUUCCGCUACGGCCGUAACCCCCUUAUGGAGCUGCCGCUGGCCAUCAACCCCUCUGGCUGCGCUCGCUCCGAACCUAAGGCAUGCACUCAUGUCAAGAGGUUUGUGUUAAGACCUCACACCCUGACCAGUGGUAGCUCUAUUAAGACCCUGCAGAGCGGUCCGGCCCCUCUGGAGAUGGGCACCCCCUACAGCAAGCAGUUUGUCCACAGCAAGUCCUCCCAGUACCGCCGCAUGAAGGCCGAGUGGAAGAGCAACGUCUACCUGGCCCGCUCACGCAUCCAGGGCCUGGGCUUGUACGCGGCGCGGGACAUGGACAAGUACACCAUGGUGAUCGAGUACAUCGGCACCAUCAUCCGCAACGAGGUGGCCAACCGCAAGGAGAAGAUGUAUGAGGAUCAGAACCGCGGUGUCUACAUGUUCCGCAUCGACAGCGAGCACGUCAUUGAUGCCACCAUCACAGGAGGGCCGGCCAGAUACAUCAACCACUCCUGUGCACCGAACUGCAUCGCAGAGGUCGUGACCCUGGAGCGAGGCACCAAGAUCAUCAUCAGCUCCAACCGCCGAAUCCAGCGUGGAGAGGAGCUGUGUUACGACUACAAGUUUGACCUGGAGGACGACCAGCACAAGAUCCCCUGUCACUGUGGAGCCGUCAACUGCCGCAAGUGGAUGAACUAAACGCCAUCAUGGGGGGGGGGCAGAGGGGGGGUCCCUUCAACACACAUGCAUUCCUACUUGUUGUUUUGUAUCAGUUUGUUUCUUAUUAUCACUGUUAUUGUUUCUCCCUCGACCCUUUACUGAGAAGGGAGCAUUGUGUGACAUCACGUCCUACAAGACUAUCAGGGCAAGAGACUGACCGCAGAACUGUACAAGAAGGAUGGGACACAGGGGACAUGGUGGGCACAGGGGGGGGGGGGGGGGGGUCGAAGGUUAUUUGGCGAACAUCAAAAACAUUCUAAGGCACAAAGACAAUUCUCUGUUCUAGGGGGAGAGGGUUAGAGGGGGCCAAUUCAGGUCUGUUCACAAACACAAACUGGGCCAGAGCACUGGUAGAUGGAAACAAAGUGACCCCUGAGGAGGAGAAGGAGGCGGUGCUG